AGAAGGGGUCGUCCUUGGCACGGCAAUUUGCCAAUUAGAGAGGAACACGUGAAAUAGCUCUCCUACUUAAAGACACUUAAACGACACAACUGUGUCUUUACAUAAAAAUGACCAUAACUGUGAGUGGUAAAAUAAUAUAUACAAGUGUGAGUGAAAAAGACAAACAUGCACGCUUUGGUGAACGCCUUCAUGCGCUGUCUCUCCUUCCUCCUGCCUCCCUCCUGGCUUUGUGUCAGCUUUUGCUCGUGGGUUGGGAAUGAGUGCGAAGAGACGCCGCCGCGGUCCAAUCCCAGAGCUCGUUUCAAAAGCAGAAAGCCUCUUACAUAUGAGGAAGUAGCAGCCGUAGCAGCAGCAGCAGCAUUAGAAGCCCGAGGAGGCUCCAGCCCGUCGGUCUCUCCUGGUCCAGGCUGCGUCUCGCUGGCUGCUAAAACCCCCGCUGCUCCUCAGGGCCCUCAUUCGGGUCGGAUUUGGAUCGGGGGUCUCUGGCGAGCCGUGGAGCGCGUCUUUGGAGCCCCUUUGGUCCUUCUCCGCCAUCACUGGUGUCCUAAGAAGCAUCGAGCAGGUUUACGCACCCCGUAUCCUGUCUGUGCUUUCGAGUCGAGCAACACGCAAAGCUUCCAGAGAGGCGCUGCUGCUACAACCGAGGAAGAGAAGCGAGCGGACGGAGGAAGAGCCCUGACGUAUCCGGGGAACAUGAGCGGGUCCGUGGGGAUCCCUGAUCUGUCAGCGGAGCCGGGCAUCGACGAGGUAAUCACCGUGGAUCAGCUCACGCAGGAGAUGGGAACGGUGACGAUAACAGUGGCCAUUCAAGCGGCAGAGGACGAGGAGCCCGAGGAAGUGUCCUCCAAUAAUAUUGACUUCAUCGGAGGCAGCUGUAGCGAGGAUGAAAUCGGAAGACAUGACAAAUCAAGUGGAGCCGGGACCAGUGGAGGGGAGCUGGAGGAGGAGAGCUGGCAGCCCCCGGAUCAAGAGCUUAUCCAGAAGCUGGUCGCUCAGAUCGAGUACUAUCUGUCCGAUGAGAACCUGGAGCACGACGCCUUCCUGCUCAAACACGUCAGACGCAACAAACUGGGCUUUGUCAGCGUCAAGCUGCUCACUUCUUUCAAAAAGGUGAAACACUUGACUCGUGACUGGAGAACAACUGCGUACGCUCUGAGACACUCCAAGAUACUUGAGCUGAACGAUGAGGGCCGUAAGGUGCGGCGUAAAUCAACAGUGCCAGUCUUUGCAAGUGAGUCUCUGCCCAGCCGCAUGCUCCUGUUGAGUGAUCUACAGAGAUGGCCAGAGCUGGCUGCUCUCACUAAAGAAAACGGAGGCAAUGAAGGUGGAGCCACUCAGCAGGAGCAGCUCAUGAAGCUGCUGCUGAAAGCAUUUGGAACAUACGGCGCCAUAGCUUCUGUAAGAGUCCUAAAGCCUGGGAAGGACCUCCCAGCAGACCUGAAGAGGCUAAGCAGCCGUUACACCCAGCUUGGCACUGAAGAGUGUGCCAUUGUGGAAUUUGAGGAGGUGGAAGCUGCUGUUAAAGCCAAUGAAGCUGUGGGGAACGAGGACGGAGCAGCCAGUUCUCUGGGGUUGAAGGUAGUCCUGAUUGGUACCAAGCCACCCAAGAAGAAGGUACCUAAAGAGCGACCACGUGAGGAAGUAGGGAUGCGCAAAAGUCGCUCGCUUAACAGCAGGGUGAGAGAGCUGCAGUACCACGGGGACGACUCAGCCUGCAGCUCCUCAGAGACUGAGAGCAACCCCACGUCCCCGCGACUGGCCAGGAAGUCUCAGUCCUGCAACAAGCUUAGUCCAACCACUGCAGGCAUCUGCUUCCAGAAUAAUCACCUGAGCCCAGGUAUGUCCCCGCGAAACAGUCCCUGGUCCAGCCCUCGUGCCAGUCCCUGCCCUCAGCGCAAAUCUCCUCACUCCCACAAGUCUCCGUUAGCCAGCGAGGGCAGGCUGAGCCCGGAGCCUGGCCGCCGCUGGGCAGACUACUCCUCGGACAGUAGCCUCACUCCUUCAGGGAGCCCGUGGGUUCAGCGUCGUAAACAGGUGGCCUCUCAGGAGAGCAGUCCGGUCGGCAGCCCCAUGCUGGGUCGAAAAAUCCAGAAUGCCGACGGUCUACCUCCGGGCGUAACAAGGCUGCCGAGGGGUCCUGAUGGAACCCGCGGUUUUCACUGUGUCACUGUUGGUGAGAGAGGGAAGACCGCUGCCACUCAGACUUGAUAUUCGAGCAGCUUUAUGCAUCCCCAGAAGAGAAGUGAUGGAUUGGAUAUUUGAGCUGUACUUGGCCGUGUCGCUCAGCCCCCACCCAGCAUUUGAGACUGUGUAGAUAUAAUUUUGUUGAGUGCAUCAGUUCUCAGUCUUUGUUAUAUUUUUAUACAACAUUUUCAGUUACCAUGGUAACAUAGGUGAUUUACCAAUGUAAAUUUGAGUGAAUGUAAAUGGAUAUUGCUUUGAAAUGGACCAUGUCCUCUGUUCGACUGUUAUCUAGUCUUGUUUAACAUGGGGCGGGCUGGAGAGGGAAUUCCACUCUUAUUUUAAUUAAAGUGUCCUCUGUCUUGUGUGUAAGAGCUCACAACAUUGUCUGUCUGUGGAUGGUGUGUAAAUGUGUUUGUGGUGUAAGUGGCGUAGGCACAUGGGCCCGAUAGAGAUAUCACCAUAUGCCUUUUCUGUAUUUGUCUACUGUGAGCAGUAUUUUUACAUGCUAUUUAAACUGAGGCCAUAAUCGCUCCACUGUCAUUAAGGUUAGACGGUCGGACUUGGACAUGUUUUUUUAGUUUUUUAUUUUGCCUUUUUUAAUUUCAGUGUUUUCAGUAUGCUUUGGCACUUUGUGGGAAGGGGUCUCUUUAGCCCUGUAAAUGUUUAUUUGUUCAGCAGAUGUCUGCUUUAUUUAUUUUUUAGCUUCUUUAGUUUUUUUUUGGCAUAUCUGUUUCCAUCAGUCAGCGCUCACAGUGAGGUUUGAGGGAUCAGGUCAGGCAGUAUGAAUGCUCGUAUGUUCUUGCCUUUACAUCUGAGCUGGGGUAUUUGUACAGUGAAAUUCUUAUUGUACAAAUAAAUCACUAAA
Messenger RNA from Cheilinus undulatus (humphead wrasse), 3049 nucleotides. It is a transcript of the gene larp6a, whose product is annotated as La ribonucleoprotein 6, translational regulator a. Gene Ontology annotation, biological process: RNA processing. Gene Ontology annotation, molecular function: mRNA binding. The coding region runs from base 166 to 2208 and encodes 680 amino acids. Lineage: Eukaryota; Metazoa; Chordata; Actinopteri; Labriformes; Labridae. The record is from RefSeq and is a predicted model, not a curated record. The transcript is spliced from 3 exons. Gene Ontology annotation, cellular component: nucleus.